Molecule: messenger RNA, 4221 nt
Organism: Oxyura jamaicensis (ruddy duck)
Lineage: Eukaryota; Metazoa; Chordata; Aves; Anseriformes; Anatidae
Exons: 2
Coding region: 2972-4201 (409 amino acids)
Source: RefSeq, a predicted model, not a curated record
CCCGCGGCGUGUCCCCGUCCGUGUGCGUGUCGCCGGGGUGCGCGGCUGGUGCGCGGAGGAGCGUGUCCGUGGGGCGGGUGCGUGUGAAUGUGCGUGUGAGCGCGCGUGGCAGCGGGCUGCGUGUGCGUGCGCCGUGGGAAAGCCGCGUUCGCUGCGUGGGCGCCGUGCUGAGCGUGAGAGCGGGGCCGGCGGAGCGGCUCCCGUGGGUUUCCCACGGGUGUCCGCGCAACGGGCGCGCGUGUGCGCAGCGAUGCGGGUGUGCGCGGAGCCGGCCUCCGGUCCUAGCCGAGAGCCGCUGCCUCCGGCUCCUGCGGAGGAGGCUGCUCCGGGCCCGCCACGGCACCGCCCGCCCCCGGAGCGGGUGGGAUGGUGCUGGGGGGGCGCAGGAGCCCGCGGCAUCCCGGAGAGGCUCGGGGGGGCCGGGAGGGAGGACGGAGGCUGCCCCCCGGGAGGCUCUGACAGGUCUCUGCCUCGCCUCCCGGUCGAGUUGCAGCGGUGGGGAGCAGGAGGAAGGAGGGCCCUGGGCUUUGCCCUCUUUUCCGUGUGGCUCCCGAGAGAUGGUUUUGGGGUGAAGCUGUCGGAAGUGAGCGGCGCCGGGUGCGCGGCUUGGGGCGCCUGGGCCCAGCCUGCAUCGAUGCUGAGCAGCCGCAGUGGCUGGAGCCGAAGGAAGCGGCGCACUGGGCAUGGGACGAGCCGCAAAAAGCCGAGGGUUUGGCCCAUCCGUGCCUUGGGUGUAGGAGUGAACAUCGGUGGCUGUUUUUUGGGAAAUAUUGUCCUUAAUCUCAGCCCCGUGCUGCUGGCUGGGAUGUCGCUCCAGCUCGGAGCACCGCAGCAGGGCUCGGGGAGGCCGGGGGGCCCGGUGUGUGCGUGCCCAGCGCAGCGUCUGGGUGGAUUUGUGAGCAGGGCUUGGAGCGAUGCCGCCAGCCGUCGGGAGCAGGGAGAGGGUGGACUUUGGUGCCCGUUCCCUUUUGGUGCUGCCGGCUGUGGAACGGGGCCAAGAGGCUGUGGGAAUCGCAGGCAGCGAAGGCUUGUUUGAGCAGUUGCUUGAAUUCGCAGUGCUUUGUAACCUCUCCCUCAUUAGGGCUUGGUAUUUGGGGGGGAAUGACUGAAUUCUGUCAGAUUUUGCAUGCCACUGUCCUCUGAGAGCUUCCCAGUCAUGCAUUAAGCAGCGUGACUAACGCCUCUCUCAUGUGGUUCGGGCUUUCUCGCACUCUCCCCGUAGGGAGAAUUGUGUGUGCAGAGGAAUAGUUGUUUUGGGAGGGGUUUUUAUUUUAAGUGCUCUGUAUUCUGCCAGCAGGUCGGAAAAAGGUGGCUGGCACCAGAGAAGAAAGUGUGGGAUGGUCCUUAGAUCCCAUGGGAAAAUAGCCCGCUGCUGUGCACUGGCCCCUGGGAAGCCUCCGUCUCCUGCACAGACGUGCUUUUCCCCGACGGUGGAGCUUCCACCUCCUCCUCACACCCUGCUCCGGGCUCUCUACGUCGGCGCUGUGUCAUCCCCACCCCAAGCACCCAGCAGGAUUUGUUCCCUUUGCGGAUCUGAGCGCCCGGCUCCCCCCUGCCUCUGGUUGGGGUGACGGUGGCUUCCUGCCUCCAGCCUCCCCACUUCGGAGGCUCCCUCCACAUGCGGGAAUUUGGGGCUCAGGCUCCGGCCCCUUUCCUGGAGCAGACUGUGUGGCUGCCGGGCACCCUCGGUGACUCCCUCCCUGCCCCAGGCUCCUGGCACGGCCCCGCUGCUGGGUCCCUGGCACUGGUGAGUCAGGGCCGUGUGACGGCAGAGCCGUGGCCCCACGCGGGGAAUUUCACCUUUAGCUGAGAUCCUCGCGCCCAGGCUUAGUCAGGAGGCUACGUCACCGGCAGCGGCCUCGUGCAAACAGUGCCGUGCCGGGUGCCUCUCCCGGCCGGAGCACCCUUUGGGUCCCCGUUCUCCUGCUCCCUUCUCCCCAGCCCUCCUGCACGGCCGAAGCGAUGGGGUGAUGAUGCUCAGCGUGGGUCUGGACCCGCACCCACGGGUGCAGAUCCCCCACGCAGGGUGACAUCACACCAGCGCACAGCCCGCGGUGACGGGGGCACACGCGCGCUGCUCCCCCCGCGCAGGCACACGCGGUGCUCCCUGCACGCACACGUGCGUGUGGUGCAGCACCGCGAGCCCCGAUCCGCUGCGCACACCCAGCGGGUGCGGGCACGGAUGUGCUCCUCACGGCCUGUGCACACACGUGCACACCCUGCUCGUGCACACAUGUGCUUUUUUUCUGCUCUGUGUGGGUGCGCGAAUGGAUGCAUCACACUCUGGGCACACGCGUGUACAUGUGCACUCGCUGCCGGGGCUUGCUUGGAUUGAUCCAAAGCCGCGUCGUGCUCCUGCUCAUCUCCCUACCUCCAUCCCUGGCCCCGUGCAGGGUGGGGACGGCUGCUUUUCCUCCUCCCUUCCACCCGGGACAUGCCUCCAGGCGGCUGUGCGUGCCCUCAGCAGGGUGGGAAUGUCUGUUCCCUUGCAGGAAGGAUGUUUGUAGGAUGAGGGAGCAGAGCGGAGCUAGGCUUUGGGGCCAUAGCUUCGUCUCCAGAAGCAGAGCUGCCUUCCCUCCAGCCGAUGGAGAGCUCCACACUUCCUCACCCAGCAGGCGCCUGUCCGUGGGCGAGCGCAGGGACAGAGGGGCUGUGAGCUGCUGGCUGGCAGGAGGCAGGCACCAGGACCAGAUGCUCCACUUGUUGAUGGUCCGCCCGACGCUGGGGCGAGCAGGAGCUCGGCACUGAGCUGGGCACCAGCCGUGUGGCACCGCACAGGGGUGAUGCCAGAGGAGCACCCACCCAUCCCGCAGGCUGGGUGCAGCAUGCGGAGAGGAGCAGUGGGAGUGGCGAGAGUGGGUCGCCGCCGCGGGGCCGUGGCAGAUGCUGCAGAUGCUGAUUUUGGGGCAUGCAGUGAGGUCAGUGUGCCUGUUCUCAGCUGGAGAAGCAGGGGGCAGGAAAGCUGGUGGCCAUGCACAGCACCAAAGCGUGCACCUCAGCAUGGAAGGGGGCAGUCCCCGUGGGGCUGGUGCUGCCCCUGCAGCUUUGGCACACUGGGAGGAGGUUUCCAGUGUCCGGGCGCCUGCAGUGCAGCGUGCAGUGUGCGUCUGCAAUGCAGGGGGGCAGCGCUUCGGGCACCGUCUCUGCAGCGGGCAGCGUGGGCACUGGCACCCAAAGGCACCCCACUGUGCGCGGGCAGCGUCCCAGCCUGGAGUGGGCAGCAACGGGAAGGAGCAGCGCGCCUGCAGCGAGCGCAGGGGAUGUUUUGGGGCUGGCGCAGGGUGCGGGGUUGCCUAGUGACCGCACAGCAGCGGGGAGAUGCUGUGCCGACCGACGCGGUGUGCAGGGGCUGUGUGGUGCCGCGGGGAGGCUCAGGGGCUAUGUGUGGGGUGGGCAGCGGGGCUGCGUCCCUUGGGUUCCGUGCUGGGCACUGCCCCUGCUCCUGUGGGGCUGUGGGUGGGGGGCAGCGCCCCACAUGCAGUGCGGGGUGGGUGGUGUGCGGGGCUCCUGCAUCCCUGCAGCGCUGGAUGGGUGGUGCCUUCGCAGUGCGAAGCUGGCAGUGUUUUGCCAGGGAGGGCCGUGCCGCUCUGUCCCUGCUGUGGCAGUGCCCUGUGUCCCUGCAGUGCUGGGCUCGUGGUGUUUCUGCAGGGCAAGCAGUGCCCCGUGUCCCUGCAGUGCCCCACAGGUGUCAUCCCUGCAUCCCAGGCACAGCCCCCGUCCCUUUGCUGCCGCCACCAAGCAGUGCUGGCAGGGCGCACAGUGCCCUGUGCCCCCAGGGUGCGUGGCAGGCAGCGUCCCCGCAGCUUGUGGCACGCAGUGCCCCCGUGUCUCUGCGGUGAGAGGCUGCGUCCCAGCCUGGCCAGCUCCCGUCGGGUCGCUGGCAGCAGGCUGCGUGCAGCCCGCCCCGUCAGCGUGCCCGGCUGGCUGUAAUUACAGCUUGCAUGCUGACGAAGAGGGUGGACGGUGGCAGGAGUGGCUUCCUGUCCCUUGCAGGAAGGGCCAGGGUUGCAAUGACGGGGUUGCUCACUGGGGCAGGGCGGUGCAGGAACUUGGUACACCAGGACCUGUCCUCCUGGGCACUUGUUUGUGGGGGCUGAGGCCGGGCGGUCCCCUGGCACCCGUUCCCCUUGGGGACACGGCUUUGGGACUGCGUCCAAUCCCACCGGCUGCACCCGAAGCUGCUGGGGCUCGCGCCGCUUAACCCAUGGUGUCUGUGUCUCC